UUUGCAGAAGACUGAUCCAGGAUUAUGAUCUAAAAAGAGGAGGCGAAGGCAGGAGGUGGCGGGGUGGGGGUGGGGGUAGGAAGGAAAGAAAAGUCGGUUUUCGAUUCAGCCUCGGAGGAGCUGUCGGAUUGUGCUCGGGAUUGGGCUUUGGGUGUCUGCGGGGAGAGACGCAUCUCCCCCUCCCCUCCCCUCCUGUGUCCCCUCCUUGUUUUUGUUUUGUUUUUCCAUCCCGCGAGAAAACACACAAGGAAAGAAAGCUCUAUGAAUGCAUGUAUAUGUAUGCAUGCAUGUGUGUCUUCACUGGGUGUCGCAAGAGGAAAGGCGAAAUAAUCCUAUUGCAAAGAGCAACGAAAAGGAGACAGUUCUUCUUAGCUUUUUUCAUCGCCCCCCCCCUCACUUAAACCUGCCUUCUUAUUUAUUGGAGAAAUCUCCUAGGAUCCUUCUUCACUCCAGAGCGUGCUUAAUCCCAGGGAACAAUACAAGUGAAGCCAUCUAACCAUGGUGGUUUUUAAUGGCAUGCUGAAAAUCAAAAUCUGCGAAGCAGUGAAUCUGAAGCCCACCGCUUGGUCACUACGGCAUGCCGUGGGUCCCAAGCCACAGACCUUCUUGCUAGACCCAUACAUUGCUCUCAAUGUGGACGAUUCCAGGAUCGGACAAACCUCGACCAAGCAGAAAACCAACAGCCCCUCCUGGAACGACGAAUUUGUCACUGAUGUUAGCAAUGGCAAGAAGAUUGAGAUGGCCGUGUUCCAUGAUGCCCCCAUUGGGUACGACGAUUUUGUGGCCAACUGUACGAUCCAGUUUGAGGACUUGCUGCAGAAUGGGAGCCGCCACUUUGAGGACUGGGUAGCUCUCAGUCAGAGACCAGAAUUCUUGUAAACCACCAUCUCUCCAAAAUCCCCUGGAAAAAAGCAAUCCCACAGCCGAGGCAUCCUACAUGCAGGAGUCCAAGUUCCCAACAGCAAGAAUGUAGACAUUCGUACCAUGAUUGUUUAAUGAUGGAUUUAUUACACAGACUUAAGGAAUAUCUACACAUUGGUUUAAUGAUACGGCAGAGCUGAAAGAACAGAUUGCCUGGCUUUGGUAUACUUCUGUGUCAUGCUAUCUUCUCCUGUGAAACAUUGAGAAAGUGAUAGAAGGCACCAAAUGCAGUUACAAUUCAGUUUUAAGUUUUCUGCAACAUGACUCACAGCUCUAUAGGCCAAGAGUGCAGCCCAAAUACAAUAUAGUUAUAGAAAACCUACUGGUAGAAGAGUGAAUUCCAUUAGUGCUGAGAACAUCUGAUUGUCAGAGCAGGUGUUUCUCUGUUCCAGUAGCUUCCCAAUUAUCUUGCUUUAUUUUUAUGAUUGUUUAUCAUGAGGUACGUUUUGCUUCAUUUGAAAGUAUGAUCAUCCAGUUGCAAAGAUUUGCUUGAAUCACAUUUCUAGAACGCUAACGGCCUCUAACAACAGGCUACCCAUAAAGUAUAGUUUUCCCAUUAGUUGAAAGGAUAUUGACUGGGGAAGCUAAAAGCAAAGGAAGGAGUAAUAUUUUGGAGUAAAGAAUGAGCUCUGCUUUUGGAGCAGAAUUCAUGAACAUCCAGAAAAAUGGUCUGAAACACAUCUUGGUGGUGGGAAUUUUUGGAUUGCAGCGCUCACACCUCCUGAACCACCUUGGUCAUCAGUCAGCCAGGCUAGUGUUUUUUAAGGAGGUGUAGUUCAAAAAAAAAGUAACUUUCCAAGCUCUGUUCUGAAGGCCUGUGAUGUAUCUACCACACUAAACUAUUCAUUUGCCUGGAUGUCAGGUUGCCAUGGGAAAUCAUAAUUUCCAUGCUGGCAGGAAAGUGGAAUAUAAAUAUAAUAAGAGCUUUUGCAUGCAGUGUGUAGAAGCCACCCCACUGCUAAGUGGACAUUGAACAAGAAACUGUAACCAAAUCCACUUCCCUGACAAAUUUAAUUGUAUUAUAUAUGAGUUUAUCAUGUUGGGACAUUUUAGCUUUCUUUGUGCCCUCUAGAAAAAGAAAAAGAAAGAGGUGCAUGCAUAAGGUGUAAAGUGUCCUUCAACAAAUGUUGACUGAUACUGUGUUUUACUCCAGAAACGGAAAACAAAAUACAUUUAUAGAGAAUUUUAAAAGGAAGAAGUCAUAAGGUGA
Pogona vitticeps (central bearded dragon) is the source of this 2131-nucleotide messenger RNA. NCBI's taxonomy places the organism in Eukaryota, Metazoa, Chordata, Lepidosauria, Squamata, Agamidae. The record is from RefSeq and is a predicted model, not a curated record.